This is a messenger RNA of Lizanozyma spartinae, 603 nucleotides long. RefSeq lists its product as uncharacterized. Gene Ontology annotation, cellular component: mitochondrion. The record is from RefSeq and is a predicted model, not a curated record. The transcript has a single exon. Lineage: Eukaryota; Fungi; Ascomycota; Pichiomycetes; Serinales; Debaryomycetaceae. Bases 1 to 603 code for a protein of 200 amino acids.
AUGAAUAUGUUCAGAGCCUCUAAUCUUUUCAAACCUUUUGGUUGUCGCACUGCUGGCACAAGUGCUCGUUUCGAUACGCAGCAAUUUGUAAGAGUGCUACAAUCUAAGGGAGGCUUCACUAGUGCACAAGCUGAAGCAACAGUGGAUAUCGUUAACCGUGCUUUAAACAGUGGCAUAUCACUUACAGCACGCAAUUUGGUCACUAAGGAAGCUCUUCUGCUGACUUCGUAUCAACAAAAAGUGGAUUUUGCAAAGCUUAAAGGUGAAUUGAGUACUAUGGACAAAUCGGAAAUCACAGCUCUUACAAAGGAACAGGAGAAACUUCGUACAGAUUUAACGAAUUUAAAAAACAAAUUGAAAGAGGAAAUGACCCGUUCUCAAGCUGGGGUAAGGCUUGACUUAAAUUUGGAAAAGGGACGUAUUCGUGAAGAAGGCUCACUUCAUGAACUGAAGAUCGAAGAUACCUACACUAGAAUUGAUGAGGAAAUAGCAAAUAUGCAGAUGCAAAUCAAAUCUGUUAAAACGCAAGUUAUGCAAUGGUUAAUUGGUGUUUCAUCAGGUACAUUUGCUUUGAUGCUUGCAUUCCUUAGAUUCUUUGGCUGA